AUGAUUCCAAUCCCUACCAAGCUGAUACCCACGCCGAUACCAGCCUUCGUCCCCGUUGACAGACCUGAGUUUGGCGCAUCUGUUUGGGCCACGGCGCUUGCGGUUGGUGAAGCCGUCGUUGUUGCUGGUGCUGUUGUCGAGGUUUCCAACGUUGAAAUCCUCGUGGAAGUUGCCGGAGAAGCUGUUGAGGUUGAGUUCAAGCCAAAGGUUUUCUACAGACGGGCAUGUUAG
This is a messenger RNA of Phaeoacremonium minimum UCRPA7, 231 nucleotides long. RefSeq lists its product as hypothetical. Bases 1 to 231 code for a protein of 76 amino acids. NCBI's taxonomy places the organism in Eukaryota, Fungi, Ascomycota, Sordariomycetes, Togniniales, Togniniaceae. The transcript has a single exon. The record is from RefSeq and is a predicted model, not a curated record.